Danaus chrysippus (African queen) is the source of this 1329-nucleotide messenger RNA. The record is from the annotation of a GenBank genome assembly. NCBI's taxonomy places the organism in Eukaryota, Metazoa, Arthropoda, Insecta, Lepidoptera, Nymphalidae.
AUGGCUGCAAACGGCACAAAACGAUUGUUAAAAUAUGUUUCUGAACAAACUAUUGUAUCAAGAAGAAAAUAUGGAACAGCAAAAAGGGUUGUGGCAUCUAAGCCUGUGGUGGAAAUGGAUGGAGACGAGAUGACCCGUAUAAUUUGGGAGAAGAUCAAAGAGAAACUCAUAUUUCCCUAUGUUAAGCUGGACUGCCUGUACUACGAUCUUGGUCUACCUCACCGAGACGCGACGAAUGAUCAGGUUACCAUAGACGCCGCCCACGCGAUCCUUAAACACAAUGUGGGCAUCAAAUGCGCUACCAUCACACCCGACGAGCAGAGGGUUGAAGAGUUUAAAUUAAAGAAGAUGUGGCUGAGUCCAAACGGGACGAUUCGUAAUAUUUUGGGAGGGACAGUGUUCAGAGAGCCCAUUCUAUGCAAGAGUAUACCGAGAGUUGUUCCUGGAUGGACGAAUGCUAUCGUAAUUGGCCGUCACGCUCACGGAGACCAGUACAAGGCACAAGACUUUGUUAUACCAAAACCUGGAAAGGUUGAGAUGGUGUACACAGCAGCAGAUGGUUCUGUAGAGAAGAGAAUGCUAUAUGACUUCAAAUCACCAGGUGUAGUUCAAGGAAUGUACAAUACCGAUGAAUCCAUACAGGCUUUCGCACACUCAAGUUUCCAGGUCGCUUUGCAAAAGAAAUGGCCGUUAUAUCUCUCAACCAAGAACACCAUAUUGAAGUUCUACGACGGUCGCUUCAAGGAUAUUUUCCAGGAAAUUUACGAACGUGACUACAAGAAGCAAUUCGAAGAUGCCAAAAUAUGGUACGAACAUCGUCUGAUCGAUGACAUGGUGGCUCAGGCUAUCAAAAGCUCGGGUGGGUUCGUGUGGGCCUGUAAAAACUAUGACGGUGAUGUGCAGUCAGAUGUCGUUGCACAGGGUUACGGCUCGUUGGGUAUGAUGACGUCAGUGCUCAUGUGUCCGGAUGGUAAGACAGUUGAGUCUGAAGCAGCCCACGGUACUGUGACACGUCACUACCGGAUGCACCAGCAGGGCAAGCCGACCAGCACCAACCCUGUCGCCUCCAUAUACGCUUGGACCAGAGGGUUGAUGCACCGCGCCAAGCUCGAUAAUACUCCCGAGUUGGAACGAUUCUCUAAAUCACUGGAAGAGGCGUGUGUGGAGUGUAUAGACAGUGGGAAGAUGACCAAGGAUCUAGUGAUAUGUAUCCAUGGUAUGGCCAACACUAAGGAAGGGAUGUAUUUGAAUACCGAGGACUUCCUGCAGGCCAUUGCAGACCAACUUGAACGGAAACUAACCAAAUUGAACUCUAUCCAUUAUUGUUAA